AUGGGUCGACGGUGGCUGUUCGGCGCGGCGUGCGUCGCGGGUGCGGUGGUCGCGGCGACGGCGCGAGAGACGCCGGGCGUGAAGCUGCUCAACGCGAACUACGCGAACGAUGACGCCGGCGGAAUCGCGACGGUCGCGCGCCGAAAGUUGCUCCAGAGUGAGACACCCAUCUUGGAUUGGUUGAUUUCUCGUCAGCCAGGGCGAACGACGUCGACGCCCAUCUUGGAUUGGUUGACGCGCGUCUCGAGCUCGUCGGACGAAUCCAGAGCAACGCCCGUGCUCGAUUGGUUCAACGCGCGUUCGUCCGGUGAUGCGCCGACGCCCUUCUUGGAUUGGAUGCUCGCUCGGCAAUCUAAUGGCGAUACAGGGACUCCCGCAUUAGACAUGAUUCUCGACUUUUUCAUCGACACGAGCGAUACUCUGUUUGGCUCGACGCUCACUUGGUCUCAGCGCGUCACAAACAGAGUGUCCACCUUCUUCUUCUCCGAGCUCCUUCGGUUCGACUUGACACCCACGGAGGAACGGCAAGCAGCGAAUGAAAAUCGCCAAGCAUUGGAGUCUACUACUUGGAAUUCAACGUUUUCUAGAGAUUUAUUCAAUUUCGUCGAGGGUGCGACCGAUGCGCAGACUUUCGGUUUUGAACAUCUGAACAUGACCAAAUUCAUCGAGAACGAUGUAUGCGGAUCCGACUUCUUGCGAGGUGAUCUCAAUUCUACGAUCUUGGACGAUGCGUAUUGGCAAGCAUCUUCGUUCUCAUCCGCGAACAUCCCUAAGGGAUGCUACACUGGUUGCAUCAUUGGAUCUGGAUCCUACGAAGCCUUAGCGCGAGCGUACGGAGUUCGUCGAACGUUCAACCUGAACUCCUGGAAAGGAAAGUGUUUCGACGAAAUCGAUCCGUCGAGCGUGACGAAUUUGAUUCAGCUCAACUACGGCAAUCUCAUGGAGAGAAUUUUCCCGAGGCUCGAGACCCCGAUCGAGUUGUAUCCCGGUCGAGCCGAAGUCGCAGACAGCACGUUUCAAGAAGGACAAGAUUCCAUCGUCGUCGAUUACUCUACGUUCGAUCACGACUUCACGUACUUUCGCGAUGAACUUCGUCCCAUCUACACCAAUGUCUACCUCGGAAAGAUGUACGCGAUGCCUGGAAUGAGCAUGUUUGGUGGCGUCUUCUCCGUUCCGCUGGGCGCUCAGCCGGUCUUCACGGUGAACUUCAUCCUCGUCGGCAACGGACAAACGACGCCGCCGCUCGUUCUCGUUGACUGA
Ostreococcus tauri is the source of this 1260-nucleotide messenger RNA. RefSeq names its product unnamed product. Bases 1 to 1260 code for a protein of 419 amino acids. The transcript has a single exon. Lineage: Eukaryota; Viridiplantae; Chlorophyta; Mamiellophyceae; Mamiellales; Bathycoccaceae. The record is from RefSeq and is a predicted model, not a curated record.